Messenger RNA from Syngnathus typhle (broad-nosed pipefish), 922 nucleotides. RefSeq names its product mitochondrial ribosomal protein L40 (gene mrpl40). The coding region runs from base 147 to 752 and encodes 201 amino acids. Lineage: Eukaryota; Metazoa; Chordata; Actinopteri; Syngnathiformes; Syngnathidae. The record is from RefSeq and is a predicted model, not a curated record. The transcript is spliced from 5 exons. Gene Ontology annotation, cellular component: mitochondrial ribosome; mitochondrial large ribosomal subunit.
GAAUGUGCUUUAGCAAAAUAAAAGCUCGCUAGCUUUAACUGUUCUUACGUCAUCAAUCCGCGCCACGACUUUUCCCACCGAGGUGAAACGCGUAUACACGCGAAUUAAAUUGACAGUUCUUUGACAGUUUUUGUGAAUUAAAAAACAUGACUGCGGCUAUAACUCGCUGUAUCGGUCGGAUUUUAUCUCUGCAGACCGCUCCGAUAAGUGGUCUGGCAGAAAAUGGUGGCAUUCACAGUCCUUGGUUUACUGCAGCGAUGACACUAAGGACGUCUGCUCCGCUCAAUGCGGAGCCCAAAAAGAAGAAGAAAGUGGAUCCCAGAAGAGAGACGAUGAUGAGGGAAAGGCUAAAGAAGAGGUUGAAAAAGUUGGAGAAGGUUCCGCCAGAGCUGAUCCCAAUCGAGGACUUAAUCACUCCAGCCAAAUGUUUGGAUGAGACUAGGGUCCGCUCCACUCCCAGGCUGUCAAUUGAAGAAAGUGAAGACCGAGCUCUGUUGCUGAAGGAGUGGUCCCGAUACAAACAUGAGCAGCACUUGGCUGAGAUGGAAGCCAUCGAGCUUGCCCUCAAAGCCCAGAAGGAGGCACUGGAUGAGCUAAAGGCAGAAUCAGAAGAGCUUUACCAGGCAGCGCUGAAACCAGACCCCCUCUUGUUCUUUUUCUCCCACGAGGGCCCCUCUUCCACACCACCAAUCAGCAGUUAUGAAGCGCCCGAUGGGAAGUACACCGACGUCACAAAAGUCUACACGCAGUGAUGAGCGGGAAAAUGCAUUUUUUUUCAAUGGAAAAACAAUAGUCUUGGACUUUCACCUACUGGAUUAACAAAACAUGUAUGAACCAUCAAGCAAUCAUGCCAUCCAAUGAGGUUUGACUCUGUAUUAUGUAUGAAGCAUCAAAACAGCAAUAAAGACUAACCUGAGUUAAA